GGCUUUGUGGACUUGGGAAGACAUACCCCCGAUGAUUUGAAAAAUAAAACGGCAGAUCGUGCCUUAGUUUUUAAAUUUGUACCUUUCAGAGGUAGAUGGGUUCAAUCCUUGGGUUGCUUCCUUUCAAAGAAUGCGUGUAAAAGCGAACCACUACAUAAGCUCAUUUUAGAAUGUAUCGUGCUUAUGGAAAAUAGUCCUAUAUGUAUUGAUGCUGUUGUUAUGGAUGGUGCAUCAUGGAACCGAGGCGUUUGGGAAAUUUUUGGUGUAGACGAAAACAACAUCAGCUGUGAACAUCCUUGCGAUAGCUUGAGGCGAUUACGAAUGAUAUCAGAUUUCAAUCAUUUACUCAAAUUCUUUCGAACUUCUACGUUAGAUGAUAGACUUCAAGAGUUCAAGACACCUUACGGAACUGUUGAAAAACGGCAUUGGGAAGCUCUCUUAGAAGAGAAAAAUUAUCGGCAACCAAACAUGAAAAUUGCUUACAAGCUAACACCAGCGCACUUGAAACAAACGGCUUUCAAGCGAUGAAUGUUCCUCUAGCAACUGAAGUGUUUGGUCAUGAGGUGUCUGUUGCGAUGGGACACUACCAACCAAUGUGCAAUAAAUUAAAAGAUUCGACUCCAACGCAAAAGUUUAUUGAUCUCAUUUUCAACUUAGUCCAAGCUAUGUCAUCGCAUAUACCAGGAGAUGCUUUGUACGCUAAAGAUGAUUGUCGUAACAAACAGGCAAUACUGAAAUUCCUCCAAUUUUAUGAAGAUUGGGAAAAGUUUGAGAAGAAAAUACCUGUUUCGAGGAGUACUUCAGUAGGGUUAAAAGUUACCUUACGGGCAACACUAGAAAUUUUGGACAUGCUCAAAGACGUUUGUGAUUCUAAAUAUUUGAUGACAGCAACUUUAUCCCAAGACCCUUUGGAGAGAUUUUUUUCUGUCAUGAGAUAUUCUUGUGGAGGAAAUGAUCAUCCCGAUCCAAAAAUGUUUGCCCAAGUAUAUCGCUUAGCAUCUUAUUUUUCCCUCAUACGUCCACUAAGAGGGUGUAAUGUUUCGGGCACGGAUCUUCUAAAAAGUCCAAAAGUAAUCGCAUCUGCGAUAAAACAUUUUAAGGAAUACGAUUUAGAUGCUAUAUUUAAAGAAAAUACAGGUUGCAAGCAUUCUGAUUGGUGUUCAGAAAGUGAGAUUGGAAUAGAGGACGUGCAAUAUUGCGUUGAUCGCCGACAUGAUACUUGCAAAACAGAUUCAUUUAUGCCAGUAAUUGAAUCAAUGGAAGAAUGGCUAAAAAAUUCAUGGUCAACUGAUUGAUUAAUAUUAUGUUGUAUUUUUUAUUUA
This is a messenger RNA of Neodiprion fabricii, 1322 nucleotides long. RefSeq lists its product as uncharacterized. The coding region runs from base 525 to 1295 and encodes 256 amino acids. Lineage: Eukaryota; Metazoa; Arthropoda; Insecta; Hymenoptera; Diprionidae. The transcript has 5 exons. The record is from RefSeq and is a predicted model, not a curated record.